CCUACAAAUCUAAGAAUGAAGAUUUCAUCCAUUAUCGAGAACACGUUCUUUCAGAACUUAUACGUCCAUAUAAACGCCGUUUAUUUCCUACUCAACUUUCCGCUCUUCGUGAACGGUUUGAAGUUUCCCUUCAAGAACUUGUUGAUGCUACACCAUAUGAUACUGAAGUUUUAGAACGCGACUUUGAUGAACAUUCCGCGCUCACUCUUGAAGAGCAACGAGAUUUGGUACAACGAGCUCAUUUUGAAAACGCAUUUGAAAAAUUAAGGGAAAACGUUCAAUGGGUAGUGAAAAGUACUAAAUAUUUGCCAGCUGUUGCUAAUAUGUAA
Molecule: messenger RNA, 329 nt
Organism: Dentiscutata erythropus
Lineage: Eukaryota; Fungi; Glomeromycota; Glomeromycetes; Diversisporales; Gigasporaceae
Source: the annotation of a GenBank genome assembly